Messenger RNA from Budorcas taxicolor (takin), 3783 nucleotides. RefSeq names its product proteasome 26S subunit, non-ATPase 12 (gene PSMD12). Gene Ontology annotation, cellular component: nuclear proteasome complex; cytoplasm; proteasome regulatory particle, lid subcomplex. The coding region runs from base 62 to 1432 and encodes 456 amino acids. The record is from RefSeq and is a predicted model, not a curated record. The transcript has 11 exons. NCBI's taxonomy places the organism in Eukaryota, Metazoa, Chordata, Mammalia, Artiodactyla, Bovidae.
GGUGUGGGUGACGAGUGGUGGCCGAAGCAGGGGGACAUCAAGGGACGCUCAGGCGGGGACCAUGGCGGACGGUGGCUCGGAGCGGGCUGAUGGGCGCAUUGUCAAGAUGGAGGUGGACUAUAGCGCCACGGUGGAUCAGCGACUGCCCGAGUGCGAGAAGCUGGCCAAGGAAGGAAGACUUCAAGAAGUCAUUGAAACCCUUCUCUCUUUGGAAAAACAGACCCGAACUGCUUCUGAUAUGGUGUCCACAUCCCGAAUCUUGGUUGCAAUAGUGAAGAUGUGCUAUGAGGCUAAAGAAUGGGAUUUACUUAAUGAAAAUAUUAUGCUUUUGUCAAAAAGACGGAGUCAGUUAAAACAGGCUGUUGCAAAAAUGGUUCAACAGUGCUGUACUUAUGUUGAAGAAAUCACAGACCUUCCCAUCAAACUUCGAUUAAUUGAUACUCUACGAAUGGUUACAGAAGGAAAGAUUUAUGUUGAAAUUGAGCGUGCUCGGCUGACAAAAACGUUAGCCACAAUAAAAGAACAAAAUGGUGACGUCAAAGAGGCAGCCUCCAUUUUACAAGAGUUACAGGUGGAAACCUAUGGGUCAAUGGAAAAGAAAGAGCGAGUGGAGUUUAUUUUGGAGCAAAUGCGGCUCUGCCUAGCGGUGAAGGAUUACAUUCGUACACAAAUCAUCAGCAAAAAAAUUAACACCAAAUUUUUCCAGGAAGAAAAUACAGAGAAAUUAAAGUUGAAAUACUAUAACUUAAUGAUUCAACUGGAUCAACAUGAAGGAUCUUAUUUAUCUAUUUGUAAGCACUACAGAGCAAUCUAUGAUACACCCUGUAUACAGGCAGAAAGUGAAAAGUGGCAACAGGCCCUGAAAAGUGUUGUCCUUUAUGUUAUCUUGGCUCCUUUUGACAAUGAACAGUCAGACUUGGUUCACCGGAUAAGCGGUGACAAGAAGUUAGAAGAAAUCCCUAAAUACAAGGACCUUUUAAAGCUUUUUACCACAAUGGAGUUGAUGCGCUGGUCCACACUUGUUGAAGACUAUGGAAUGGAAUUAAGAAAAGGUUCUUUAGAGAGUCCUGCAACUGACGUUUUUGGUUACACAGAGGAAGGUGAAAAAAGGUGGACAGACCUGAAACACAGAGCUGUUGAGCAUAAUAUUAGAAUAAUGGCCAAGUAUUACACAAGGAUAACAAUGAAGAGGAUGGCUCAGCUUCUGGAUCUGUCUGUUGAUGAGUCAGAGGCUUUUCUCUCAAAUCUAGUAGUCAACAAGACCAUCUUUGCUAAAGUAGACAGGUUGGCAGGAAUUAUCAACUUCCAGAGACCCAAGGAUCCAAAUAAUUUAUUAAAUGACUGGUCUCAGAAACUGAACUCAUUGAUGUCUCUAGUUAACAAAACCACACACCUCAUAGCCAAAGAGGAGAUGAUACAUAAUCUACAAUAAGGGUCUCCAUGCCCUUAAUGCUUUUAGAAAAGAGUUAAAAUCGGAAGUCAUUAAAAAAGAAAAAGACUUUUAUGGUGUAUAUGUUGGGUUUUUUUUUCUUUUCUAUUCUCAACUCUUUUGUCUAAAAUUUAAAAGAUAGUGAAUAUGUUUGAGGCCCCUUUUGACCUUUUAGUACCUUAAUUUCAUUGUUAACUUUGCAUUUGGUGCAGAAAUAUACAAUACAUUUCAUCAUCUGAGUACUCAAAAAAUUGUCAUAACUUACCUAAAUAUGUUUUUCUGUCAUUUGAAACCUUUUUAGCUACUAUUUGUUUUCAUUCAGCUAACAACUAUAAUUAUUAUAAUAAAAGCAGUAUAUGCACGUUUACUUUCCAUUGUUACCCGUGUUUCUAAACAUUUUGUGGGAUAGUGAUUUAAAUGUGUUUUUUAAAAUAAAAUAAAUUUUGUUGUAAAGCUAUCGGUUAUUUAGUAGAAUUUAAAAGCAACAUAGAACCUGUAAGAACAUUUGGGAUAAAGUUGUGAUUUGUGAAGAAUCUGUAUUUUAGUAUUGUGGCAGAAAGUCUCUAGAUUGUGUACAGAGCUAUCUGGUAGGCUAUAGACUCUUUGUUUUAUUUUUUAUUUUUUUGAUUCAAGCUGUUUGAAUCGUGGUAGUUUAUCUUCCCUUUCCCUGACUUGGCCAGUUGUUGAACUAACUGUAUUGACUAAGUUUAAUACACAAAGUCAUUUUUCUAACUCCUUGUAGCUUUAACUUCCAUGUCUAAUUACCUCAUCAGUGCUCCGAUUUCAUUCUCUCCUCAAGGAACUUUAGUUCCAUUAUAUGCACACUAGGUAACAAGCUAAAAUGCAUUAAAAAUGACCCCAAAAAAGAGACUUCAGGGCACCCUCUUGGCAAAUGAGUCUUGACAGUUUUAAAAAAUAUAUUAUAAAACAGAAGUAGCUACGUUGUCAAAAGAAACAUCUGAGAUCACUUAUUAUGAGCAAAUUUUAGAAGUUUUAAAAUUUGAUUUCAGAGAAAAUGGGGGGAAAAGGUUAGGUUAUUUAAAAUGUAUCUAAAGAAAGUAAAAGGUCUUUUUUUUUCUUAAUACAAGUGAAGAGGGGAGGGGAAAGACAUUCUUGAAACAACAGUUUUUUAAAUUCAUUUUCCAUUUAAUGGUCACUAAAUUAUUCUAUUUCAUGAUCCCAGGGCUGGGAACAUUUGUAGACUCUCUAUUAUUUUUGUUGAGUCAUUGUGAAUAAUAACAUAGUAUCAAUCUAGUUUUAUUCUUUAGAAAUUUAAUGUAUUGGCCACAUUAAUAACAUUUGUUAUCACAGGUAGCUUAGAUGGUAAAGAAUCUGCCUGCAGUGUGGGAGACCUGGGUUGGGAAGACCCCUUGGAGGAGGGCAUGGCAACCCACUCCAGUAUUCUUGCCUGGAGAACCCCACGGACAGAGUUGGACGCGACUCAGCGACUAAGCACAGCACACAACACAUCUUUAAAAACUCACCAAAAACACUGCAAGCUCAGAAACAUUAGCACGAAGAAUGUAAUAUGGUUUUUAAUUUUCUUUUGAAUAGAAAGGAUGGAAAACAAAAUCAUUUUGUAUUGUUAGUUUGUAAACUGAAUUGGAACUAAUUCGAAUAUCUUUUCACUAACUUCAUCUUUCUAGGGACUCAUUCCCCUCAUACGUGCCAAACCUUGACUAUUUGGCCAAAUAUGUUGCUAUAAAGAUCUCAAGUGCUCCUCUCCUUUGUUUUUUAUUUUGACAUACCCUCAGACUAAGCUUUUUGUGUGUUCUCAUUUGGGGCCACUUGUAACUGUGCCCCAGUGACUAAAUCCCACUUGAUUUGGUUAACUGCACAUCCAUCUUUUUGUUUUUUCUGUCCAAGCAAACAAGAAUUACUACCAAUUUUUUAGUGUUAAAGAAAUCCAUUAGCCUAAGGCAGUAAAACAUUUGGGAUGUUUAGAACCUAAAAUCCUGCCCCCCAUCCCCGAAUUUCUGACCUAAAGCUGCAUGAAUGAGAAGGAUAGAACCACUGGGUUUUAAUACAGAGAAUACUUGCCUACUGUUUUCAUUAGGUUACUAACCAGCAGGAGAGGUAACAAGGGACUUUUUUUUUUUUAAUGAAACACCUUUCACCCUUUAUUUCUAUAUAAUGUAUGCUUUCAGUCAUUUCUGUAAUUCAGUUUCCAUGUGCUUUUUAUUGAAUCGAAAAAGUCAUCUCUAAAAUUCAUACCGUUCCAUUCUGUCUCUUAUAAGUGUUAAAUGUAUGAUAAAAGAACAUAUUUUAAAUUGUUUUCAGCUUCUGGAUAUAGCUGCAAUAAAAGCACUAAUUUGUGGUAUUUAAGAAAACCUGGAGAAUAAACUCAUACUUUA